AUGUCGUCUUCAUUUAUUGAUCUUCGUUCAGAUACAGUGACAAAACCAACAGUUGAAAUGUAUCAAGCAAUGUCUGAUGCUAAAGUUGGAGAUGAUGUUUAUGGUGAUGAUCCUACUGUAUUAGAACUACAGGAAAUGACAGCAACAUUAUUAGGAAAAGAAGCAGCUUUAUUUGUUCCAUCAGGAACAAUGGGAAAUCUUAUUUGUGUUCUCAAUCAUUGUUCAGAAUUUGGAUCAGAAAUGAUAUUAGGUGAUGAAUGUCAUAUUCACUUAUAUGAACAAGGUGGAUGUGCAACAUUAGGAAGAAUUCAUUCUCGAACAGUUCGAACACAAUCAGAUGGUACACUUCUACUUGAUGAUAUUGAACAACAAAUUCGAACAGCGAAAGAUAAUGAUCAUUUUCCCCAAACAAAACUUGUGUGCUUAGAAAAUACACAUAAUCGUAUGGGAGGAAAAGUAUUAACAGUUGAAUAUAUACAAUCUGUUGGAAUAUUAUGCCAACAAUAUGGAUUAAAAUUGCAUAUGGAUGGUGCCAGAUUAAUGAAUGCAGCUGUUCAAUUGGAUAUUCAGCCAGCUAGAUUAGUUGAAUGUUGUGAUUCGAUUUCAUUUUGCUUAUCAAAAGGUUUGGCAGCACCAGUUGGAUCACUUGUUGUUGGCACACAUGAUUUUAUUCGACGAGCAAAACGUUUGAGAAAAGUAUUGGGUGGAGGAAUGAGGCAAGUCGGAGUUUUAGCUGCAGCUGGAAUUAUUUCAUUAACAAAAAUGCCAAAAUUAUUAGAAUUAGAUCAUCAACAUGCGAAAUUACUUGCUCAAGGAUUAUCUACAAUUCAUGGUUGUGAAAUCAAUCCUGAAAGCGAUGUACAAACAAAUAUUGUAGUUUUUCAAUUAAAUCCUAAUAAGAUUAAUAUAGAUGCACCAACAUUUGCAACUAUUUUAAAAAACGAACACCAAAUAUUAGUUACAGUUCAAGGCAAAUUUAGAUGUCGAUUCGUUGUACAUUAUAUGAUUUCAGAAGAGAAUAUUGAAUAUGUCUCACAAAAAGUUAAACAAGUUUUAGAAAAUAAUAAAAAAUAA
Rotaria socialis is the source of this 1074-nucleotide messenger RNA. The record is from the annotation of a GenBank genome assembly. Lineage: Eukaryota; Metazoa; Rotifera; Eurotatoria; Philodinida; Philodinidae.